Molecule: messenger RNA, 1593 nt
Organism: Cladophialophora carrionii CBS 160.54
Lineage: Eukaryota; Fungi; Ascomycota; Eurotiomycetes; Chaetothyriales; Herpotrichiellaceae
Exons: 8
Coding region: 1-1593 (530 amino acids)
Biological process (GO): transmembrane transport
Cellular component (GO): membrane
Molecular function (GO): transmembrane transporter activity
Source: RefSeq, a predicted model, not a curated record
AUGGAAGACUCUGGCAUCAAAGCGCCCAUCGACCAUGUCGAGAGCAAAACCGACAUCGACGACCUGUUGAAGCUCGACAAGGCCAACAAGAUCCUCACCGAUGCGGGAGGCCAACGGGUUGUCCUCACUCCCGAGAACAAUUCCAGAGUGCUGAAAAAGAUCGACCUGUACAUCCUGCCGGUCGUGCUUGGGAUAUACUUCCUGCAAGCUCUGGACAAGGCGACUCUGGCAUACGCGUCGGUAUUCGGCUUGGUCGACGAUGCCGAACUGGUCGGCCACCAAUAUUCCUGGCUCGGCUCUGUCGUCUAUCUGGCCCAGCUGGUCUCACAGCCAUUGAUCGCCUACAUACUCGUGAAGUUGCCGUUGGGCAAGUUCCUGGCGGUCAUCGUUUUGCUAUGGGGCAUCGCCCUGAGCAGCAUGCCGGCCGCGCACAAUUUCGCAGGGCUGUUGGUGUGUCGACUGUUCCUGGGACUGUUUGAGGCUGGAGUCGCACCUGCCUUUAUCGCUCUCACUCAGAUGUGGUGGCGGCGACGGGAACAACCUGUGAGGCUUGGAGCCUGGUACGCCAUGAAUGGCAUAACCAAUAUCUUCGGCUCGUUGUUGACCUACGGCAUCGGUCAUAUACAUUCCGACGUUCUGAAACCGUACCAGAUUAUUUUCCUGUUCUUUGGCCUGAUCACCGUGGUAUUUUCCGUUGUGGUGUGGCUCUUCCUUCCCGACUCGCCGCUCACUGCCCGCUUCCUGAAAGGCGACGAUAAAUUGAUUGCCAUUGAGAGACUGAGGGCGAACAAUCAAGGUAUCGAGGGCACUCAGUGGAAGUGGACGCAUGUGAGAGAAGCCGCUUUGGACGUCAAGACCUGGCUGUGGUGCGCCAUGAUGUUCACCAUCUCCGUCCCGAGCGGUGGUGUGUCGACGUUUGGCCCUCUCAUCGUGAAGAACUUUGGCUUCGAUCAAUUCGAGACCAUUCUCCUCAAUAUGCCAUUCGGUGCGGUCCAGCUCGUCGCAACAAUGGCCGGUGCCUGGGCAGCGACAGCGCUGAAGAUGAAGAGCCCGGUGCUGGCGUUCCUCAGCUUGCCCCCGAUUGCAGGAUGCGCCAUGCUUCUGCAUCUGCCGCGAGAUGCAUCAGCUAAGGCGCCUUUGUUGGUGGCAUAUUACCUGAUAUCGGUCUAUCCCGGCAUCACACCGUUGAUUUACUCGUGGUCCGCGGCCAACACCGCUGGAGAGACGAAGAAAAAGGUCACCACCGGAGCACUCUUCAUAGCUCAAUGCGCUGGUAAUGUUCUCGGACCUAACCUGUACACCACAGGGGAAGCACCGCUUUACCAUCGUGGGUUACUCUCAAAUCUUGCUUUGUUUGUCGUCCUCAUCGGACUGUACGCCGCCCAGGUCUUCUACCUCAUGCUCCUCAACAAAAAGCAUUCAAGCGCCCGCGAGCGCCUUGGGAAGCCUGCAUUUAUCAAGGAUGUAUCAAUGAGCCGAGUGAAGGCAAGACAGGACGCCGCUGACGAAGGUCACGAUGAAGAUGUGACGGGUCAACAUGCUUUCGACGAUAAGACCGAUUGGGAAAACGAAGAUUUCAUCUUCGUAUAUUAA